AUGGGCAAGACCCAAGGACGAGGCGAGGAGGUGGCACGAGAAGCAGAAGCCCAUCAAGCGGAGGCCACCGCGUCAGCAAGAAGAGCAGCUAAAACCACAACCAUGACAAGGACUUUGAGGACGGGCGGAGGAGCAACUACCAGAAUCGAUCAGAAACAGUCAUCAAAAUUAGGAGAAGAUGGAGGAGGAGGAGGAGAAGUUGUAGGCGCAGGAGGAGGAGGAGGUCUGGCCUCGGCUCCGGCCCCGGCCCCGGCAGCCACUCUCGUAGGAGGAGUCACUGGCAGCUUGGUGCUGACACCUCAGCAGAUCAGCGGUGUGCCCGUCUACUACAACCUGCCGGAGGAGGAUGGUGGCAGGAAGACGGCGGCGGCGGGCACCUACAGCGGCCAGUUCGCGUACUUCUAUCCGCACGACGGCUCAGCGCCCAGUGUACUGCUGCUGGGCAAGGACUCCUACCUCAACGUGACCGAGCAACAGCAGGAGCAACACCAACUAGAACAGGAUCAUCAGAAGCAGCAAGGACAGCCCAAAAAGCCCAAGAAGCAACUUCAUCAGCCAAGGAAAUAA
Drosophila bipectinata is the source of this 567-nucleotide messenger RNA. RefSeq lists its product as uncharacterized. The record is from RefSeq and is a predicted model, not a curated record. NCBI's taxonomy places the organism in Eukaryota, Metazoa, Arthropoda, Insecta, Diptera, Drosophilidae.